Molecule: messenger RNA, 936 nt
Organism: Salvelinus namaycush (lake trout)
Lineage: Eukaryota; Metazoa; Chordata; Actinopteri; Salmoniformes; Salmonidae
Product: ventral anterior homeobox 2-like
Exons: 3
Coding region: 1-936 (311 amino acids)
Biological process (GO): regulation of DNA-templated transcription; brain development; central nervous system development
Molecular function (GO): DNA-binding transcription factor activity, RNA polymerase II-specific; DNA binding
Source: RefSeq, a predicted model, not a curated record
AUGUUCGAUCAAGCCACGAAUAUGGGCGAUGAGAUCGCCGAGGAUCGUAACAACAACCACCGCCUUGGAUCCAACUCUCAGUGCCGUGACGGGAUAGACAAAUGCCAUACCGAAAUUGGGGGCAGGUCGCCGGUGCAGAGCACAACCGAUACCCCGGGUACAUCGGCUUCCACCCCGACCUCCUCCAGUGAAGACGGACAUGAUAAACUUUUAGGAGUGGACCCAGACUACUGCCGGAGGAUUUUAGUUCGAGAUGCCAAGGGCACCAUCCGGGAGAUCGUGUUGCCAAAGGGCCUGGACCUCGACAGGCCAAAACGAACGCGGACAUCAUUCACCGCGGAGCAGCUCUACCGGCUCGAGCUCGAGUUCCAGCGCUGCCAGUACGUAGUCGGCCGCGAGCGCACUGAGCUGGCGAGGCAGCUGAACCUGUCCGAAACACAGGUCAAAGUGUGGUUUCAGAACCGUCGUACCAAGCAGAAGAAAGACACAACCAAGGACUCUGACAAGCGCUCCUCCUCCACCUCCGAGUCGCUGGCCACCUGUAACAUCCUGCGCCUCCUUGAGCAGGGGCGCCUCCUCUCCGCCCAGCCCCCCAACCCCCUAUUGGGCACCCACCACCCAGGAAACGGCUCUCUAUUGGGCAGCCCCGGAGGCUCCUCCUCCUCGCCGGGUAGCAGCACACCACCGGGAAAUGGCGUUCAUGGGGUGGGCGGGACUUUCGGGCUGUCGUUGCCCUCCCUGGGUGGGACUCCGCCCUCGUCGCGUCUGGGUGUGCCGCCGUUGCACUCACUGUGCUUCUCCAUGCCGCUGCUAGGGGGUGCUCAUCAUGAACUGGCUUCCGGGUAUGGGUGCGGGUCCUCUGCGUUCGAACCCUACAUGCGGCUGGACAGGAUCUCCAAGGAUGGCGAUCUGACUGGGAAGAAGACAGUUUCCUAA